CACUACACAGUUAGCUUCUCCUAUCUAUGUGUUGUCGCUCAUUACAUGCUGGACUCUCUGAAGCACAGCAGGAUAUUCCUGUCUUGACCCAGUUAAAGUCUCCUUGUAAGUGCUACUUGGGGAGAUCGCAAGGCGGUGAAUCAGCAAAUCGACUUGGAACCUUGUCAAGUGGCCCAUAAUUGAGCGGAAGCCUGCACGUGAUCCAGAUGUCCAGAAGAGUAGGUCAAUCUUCUCUUUUUUUCUCCACGAGGCUCUGCCACCAGCAAUUGUGCUCUUUGGUGGCUGCAUGUGCUUGUAGAAUAUCAACGUCUUAUAUUAUAAGGCGUUUGCGUGAGGGCCAGGUUACUGGGUUUCUUUCCCAUUUGAUAGCAGAUAAUGGUUUGUCGUUCCAUACUUGGAAGUACCAGGCUUUAAUUUUCGUUUGUACGUUUCAGACACAAUUUGGAUCGCUUUCGCGUGUUUCAAAUCAUAAUUAUCAAUUUCCUAUACUACUAGCUAAGAGACAUUCACAAUUUAGUCUAAACUACCUGCUGCUAUAAUAUGCGCCAUGAAGAUAAGCACGAUACAACAGCUCGCAGAUAAGCAUAUUGGGAUUGGGCAAUUUCAUCUUGGCUGGAUACUUCAC
Messenger RNA from Aspergillus vadensis CBS 113365, 625 nucleotides. RefSeq lists its product as uncharacterized. The record is from RefSeq and is a predicted model, not a curated record. The coding region runs from base 207 to 539 and encodes 110 amino acids. NCBI's taxonomy places the organism in Eukaryota, Fungi, Ascomycota, Eurotiomycetes, Eurotiales, Aspergillaceae. The transcript has a single exon.